Molecule: messenger RNA, 2350 nt
Organism: Vespula pensylvanica (western yellowjacket)
Lineage: Eukaryota; Metazoa; Arthropoda; Insecta; Hymenoptera; Vespidae
Gene: Pdss2
Product: all trans-polyprenyl-diphosphate synthase PDSS2
Exons: 6
Coding region: 150-1394 (414 amino acids)
Biological process (GO): ubiquinone biosynthetic process; isoprenoid biosynthetic process
Cellular component (GO): mitochondrion; transferase complex
Molecular function (GO): prenyltransferase activity
Source: RefSeq, a predicted model, not a curated record
UUAGUCUCCAUAGUUGCCUCAUAGAAAUCAAGGGUAAUAUGUGAAAGUUGAUUCACAUCAAGCAUGUUUUUACACACAUACCUGUUGCUUACGUGACAAGCGCGAAGCAGAAGAGAAAGUUCAUUCUUAAUUAGCUAGUAUAAGCGAAGAUGUCCAAGUACAAGUUCGUUUUAAAUCUGCUCAGAAAUGAUUAUGCCAUUAAAGAUUUAUAUCACAAUAAAUACAGUGUGUUCAUGGUACAGAGGAAUAUCCAUUCUUCUAGAGAAAGAAAUAUUCGUGUACAUGAAUCCUGCAUGUUUGCUGCAAAACCGAUAAUAAGUCAAAAACCAGAUUGGAAUAAAGCUGUUUCUGAAGCUGAGAAAAUUGUGGGAUAUCCAACAUCUUUUUUAAGUUUACGAUGGUUACUCAGUGAUGAAAUUGCCAAUGUGGCUUUACACUUAAGAAAAUUAGUUGGAUCUAAUCAUCCAUUGUUAAAAACAGCCAAAAGUUUGAUAUAUAAUGGCCGUAAUAAUAUGCAAGCUUGGGGUUUAAUUGUAUUAUUAAUAUCUAAAGCUGCUGGUCAUUUAAAUGUAGAUGAUAUGGAAGAAGAUAAAGCUGCUGGUGUUUUACAUAGUCAACGGGCGUUAGCAGAAGUUACCGAAAUGAUACGUACAAGUCAUCUUAUACAUAAAGGUCUUGUAAAUAUAGCUCCUGGUAUAUAUACAGAAACAACUGAAUUACAUGACAUGACAUUUGGUAAUAAAAUUGCUUUAUUAAGUGGCGAUUACUUGCUGAGUAACAGUUGUACUGAAUUGGCAAAUCUUAGAAAUCAAGAUCUUGUUGAAUUGAUGUCAACUGUUGUAAAAGAUUUGACUGAAGCAGAAUUCAUUGGACGACGAGAUAACCAGAACAAUCCAUUACCAUGUAUACCUCCGCCAAAUCGUAAAGGCUAUGCUGUAAAAGAAUGGACAUUAAGAAAUGUAUUAAGUGCUGGUACUUUACUUGGAAAAUCUUGUAAAGGUACCUUAAAAUUAGCUGGUCAUAACGAUGAUAUACAAGAACAGGGCUAUGAAUUUGGAAAACAUUUAGCAUUAGCUUGGCAAGCAUAUUUGGAUCUAGGGCUUUUUAUUAAUAAAGAGUCAGCUAUGUCUUUCAAUUUAUGUUCUGCGCCCAUUAUGUUUCAUAUAGAACAUGACCCAUCUAUUUUAACAGAAAUAGAUAAAGGUUUAGAAUCUGUAGAUAAUGUAGAUUAUGCAAAAGUAUACAAUAUCGUAAGUCAAGGGCCUGGCAUCGAACUUACAAAACAGUUACAGAAGAAACACUCACAAAAAGCGACAGAAGUUCUUAGCAUAUUUCAAGAAAGUGAUGCUAGGACAGCAUUAUAUAAUAUCAUAGCAGCAAUGGGAGAUUUUUAAAUUAAAGUUCAAAGUUAAUGAACUGAUGUGUGCAAUUUUGUCAAAGAUUGCCCAAUGUCAGUUCAUACACCGUCCACUUUUCACUUUUGAAAUUAAUAUUUGAAGCUGGACAAUAUACUUACAUGUAUUGGACUAUUUGUAUAUACAAUACAUAAAUCAUGGGUACAUUAUAUUUAUAUAUAUAUAUAUAUAUUUGUGAAUGAUAUAUAAAAUUUAUAUGUAUAUUUUUAAAAGAAUCGAAUAAUUCUAUUCAUAUCCCUCUUAAAUCUGUAUAAUGCGAGUUGCAAAUAUGUUAAUAUUUCUUCUUUAGACGAAAAUAUUAACUUUUUCGUGUCAAUGUCCGGGGUAUUUGGGAUAAGUCACUCUUUCAUCGUUACAUCGUAUGCAAGAAUAUUGUGUUGUGCGGCUGUUGUUUAGGAAAUAAAUUCAAUGUAGCUUAUAUUAUUGUACUACAUAUACAUCUUUGUUUAUAUCCCAUAUGCUGUGUAUAUGUAAUAUAAACAAAAAUGUGAGAGAGAGAAAGAGAGAGAGAGAGAGAGAACACCAAAUCGUAAAUCUGUAGAAUUUACGUUUUCCCACGUAGUCAUUGAUCGAACAUACGUCACUCAUUAUACAAACGAAAAUAAUUUCGAUUAACGCAACACCAAUGUUUUUAUAACUAUCACGACGGGAAAAAGUUAAACUAUAGAAAUUUAUAAUGAUAAAUCGUUUAAAGUUGACACAUAAAGUGCCUAGGAAUGCUACACGAGGAUUAUAAAUAUGUUGUGUAAAUGAAUAUCUGGGUAUUAUAUUAGAUUCUGUCGAGUUUAAAUCGAUUUAUUCAUAAAAAUACGAAUUUCAUUUUGAAUCUCGUCAUCUACAUCACAUAACAAUUUUUUGCGUAAUUGUAUACAAUAGAUAGUCGUAUCGUGUGCAAUCAACUCAAUCAACAAGAAAAUAAAACAAAAAGAAAAACA